CGCAGAGAUUGGCGGCAGUAUUUGCUUACUUCGCGAGGCGGGCUGUUAAGGUUUUCAGCAUGGUUGUGUCAAAGACUGUUCCCAAGCCAAAGACCCAGAAAACUCCUUCAAAAAAGAAGCAGGCUGUGAAGUAUAGUAUUUGUAGCUCACCUGGAGUUAUCGAUGAAGAUAUCAUAAGCCCAGCUUUACUCGAAAAAUACUUGAAGGAGCAUAUUAAAGUGAAUAAAAAGUUGAACAAUUUGGGUAAAGAUGUUCACAUUGAUCGAGACAAGUCCACCAUAAAUGUUACAUCUAACAUUCCAUUCUCUAAAAGAUAUUUGAAGUACUUGACAAAGAAGUUCUUAAAACGUCAUAAGCUUCGUGACUUCCUGCGAGUAGUAGCCAAAUCAAAAGACUCCUAUGAGUUACGAUUCUACAACUUCGAGAAUGAAGACUCUGAUGACGAAGAAGAGAAUUAAUUGUUUCAUCUAAUAUAAGUAUGGUUACUUGUCAGAAUCAUAUUUUUUAUGUUCAUGCUUCGGAUUCAUCCAAUACCAUGGGUAGUCAGGAAUGGCGACUAAUAUGUAGGUCCUUCACUUCUACACGAACUGGGUUAUCGGUUGGGACUGGUAUGACUGACAUCUUCAAUUUAGGCGAGAGCUUAAAGCCUACUGUCAUAAUGCGUUCUUGAGUUGUAAAAGGAGCUUUUUGAUGUUAACCCAUCUUGGUGUAUAAUGUAUUCUUGUGCAUGUAAACCUAUG
This is a messenger RNA of Trichobilharzia szidati, 740 nucleotides long. NCBI's taxonomy places the organism in Eukaryota, Metazoa, Platyhelminthes, Trematoda, Strigeidida, Schistosomatidae. The record is from the annotation of a GenBank genome assembly.